This is a messenger RNA of Neomonachus schauinslandi (Hawaiian monk seal), 1161 nucleotides long. It is a transcript of the gene HENMT1, whose product is annotated as HEN methyltransferase 1. The record is from RefSeq and is a predicted model, not a curated record. Gene Ontology annotation, molecular function: RNA methyltransferase activity; O-methyltransferase activity. NCBI's taxonomy places the organism in Eukaryota, Metazoa, Chordata, Mammalia, Carnivora, Phocidae. Bases 1 to 1161 code for a protein of 386 amino acids. The transcript has 8 exons. Gene Ontology annotation, cellular component: nucleus; cytoplasm. Gene Ontology annotation, biological process: piRNA processing; siRNA processing; RNA methylation.
AUGGAGGAAAUGCAGUACCACUGGUGCAACAGUAUGGAUAAUUGUGAAGUUCCCAGCAAGAAAGUGAUUGAGUUCAAACCACCAGUGUACGAACAGAGAUACUACUUUGUUAAAAACUUAGUGAAUCGACAUGGACUCAAGAAGAUUGCAGACUUGGGCUUCGGUGAUGCCACACUUUUAUGGAUGCUGAAAUAUCACCGCUGCGUUCAAUAUCUUGUUGGAGUAGAUAUUGCUGCCAGACCCUUUGAAUGGGGAGGGGGUAGGUUGUCUCCAGGAGUGGGGGGGUACAUCGUUCCUCGGGAACUAGAUUUGACCAUAACCUUGUACCGUGGUUCUGCUGUACAAAAAGACUCCCGUUUGUGUGGAUUUGAUUUGAUAACAUGUAUUGAAUUGAUAGAACACUUAGAUUCUGAAGAUCUGGCCAAGUUUCCUGAAGUCGUAUUUGGGUACUUUUCUCCUGGCAUGGUUGUCAUCAGCACACCAAACUCUGAAUUCAAUCCCCUGUUUCCAGCAUCGACCUUUAGAGAUCCAGAUCACAGAUUUGAGUGGAACAGAACGCAAUUUCAGACGUGGGCUUUGGAUGUGGCAAAACUGUACAAUUACUCCGUAGAGUUCACUGGUGUGGGGGAUCCACCAGCAGGAGCUGAGCAUGUUGGAUACUGUACCCAGAUAGGGGUCUUCCAGAAAAACGUAGCAAAGGCGACUGAAUGGAGCAUUUCCGAGCCAGAGGAACACGUUCCAGAGGAACACGUUUAUGAAGUUGUUUACACCACCUCAUACCCGAGUUUACAGCAAAGCAAAUACUUCCGGCUUACUCUGAGUAGUGAGUCAGUCAAAGCAGUCGGCUUAAUGAAAAGCAGGUUUCUCCGUGGUCCGAGGAAAAGGGAGGGCAAUCGAGUGGUACCACUUGGCAGUUGUACCCCACAGUUUGGAUUAACAGAAGCUCAAAGGGCCGAAAUAGAGCAGUCCCCCAAACCUUACAGUGUGGGAGAGAAGUUCUAUGUACCCCUGGAAAGACUCAUUAUUUAUCCGAAGGUGAACCACUUGGUGGCCGGUAGUAUGGAGAAGCUGAGAACAGUACUUGCUGAGGGACUUCGACUGAACGGAGAUCAAAGUGCGGUGCAGGUGGAGUUGGUUCACAAUAACUGGAACUACAAGUAG